GUGGUGAGCGGCGGCUGCCAUGGCCCUGCCGAAACACGCCGGCACAACGGGGACAGGAGCCCCCCCGGGCACCUGUGCGGGAUCUCUCAGGGAUUCUCUGGCUUGAAGCAGCCCCCAGUGCUCAUGGGGGGGGUUCCAGUGCUCCCGCUGAACCUCCAGCAUGAAUUUCUGUAGUUCCCAUGGCUAAAAGCUGCUGGUGAGUUCAGGCCGGUGUUUUCCUGCCUCGUCAGUGACUUCCUGCUGUGCUACGGCUUCAGCACGGGGACGGCCCGGGGGGGCCCUGACAGCGCUUGGAAAAUUACAUUGUUUUCAGACGCUGCCACUACCCACAACCAGCAGGACCUGUGUCGAGAGGAGGAGGGGAUCUCUGCAGAGUGAGGCUGGGCAGGGAAGCGCAGGAUGGACCCCGACGUGCUGAACAUGUUUGUGAUUGCCGGCGGCACCCUGGCCAUCCCCAUCCUGGCCUUCGUCGCCUCCUUCCUCCUCUGGCCCUCGGCGCUCAUCCGCAUCUACUACUGGUACUGGCGCCGAGCCCUGGGUAUGCAGGUUAGAUACGCAUACUACGAUGACUAUCAGUUUUGUUAUUCCUAUAGAGGGAGGCCUGGGUACCGACCGUCCAUCCUGAUGUUACAUGGCUUCUCAGCCCACAAAGACAUGUGGUUGUCCAUAGUCAAGUUCCUGCCAAAGAACCUGCACUUGGUGUGUGUGGACAUGCCCGGGCACGAGGGCACAACCCGCUCAGACCUGGACGAUUACUCCAUCAGCGGGCAGGCUCAGAGAAUCCACCAGUUCGUGGAGUGCAUCAGGCUGAACAGAAGGCCCUUUCAUCUGGUUGGCACUUCCAUGGGGGGAAACGUUGCCGGCGUUUAUGCUGCUCAGUACCCAGAAGACAUUUGCAGCCUGACCCUCAUCUGUCCUGCAGGCCUGCCGAGUACCACCGACAGCAAGUUCAUCAAACAGCUCCGGGAGCUGCAGGAGUCUGAAAGCAUCGACAGGAUCCCUUUAAUUCCCUCCACUCCUGAGGAGAUGUCGGAUAUGCUGAAGCUUUGCUCCUACGUUCGCUUCAAGGUGCCGCAGCAGAUCCUCCAGGGCCUCGUCGACGUUCGCAUCCCACACAACGAUUUUUAUCGGAAACUGUUUUUAGAAAUCGUGAAUGAGAAGUCCAGGCACUCCCUCCACGAGAACAUGGGCAAGAUCAAAGUGCCAACGCAGGUCAUCUGGGGCAAGCAGGACCAGGUCCUGGAUGUUUCUGGUGCCAACCUUUUAGCAAGCGCCAUCCCGGACUGCCACGUGUACAUCCUGGAGAACUGCGGGCACUCGGUGGUGGUGGAGCGGCCCCGCAAGACGGCCAACCUCAUCCUGGAGUUCCUGGCGCUGCUGCACAGCCCCUACUACAUGAAGAAGCAGGCGUGAGCGCGGCGAGGAGCCGAGCGCCCGCGCCGGCUCUGUUGAACUGUAAAGCCCUGCAGCUUCGAGAAGUUCUCAGGGAUCUCAUUUGCGAAUCGAGGUGAAUGUGCCAAAGUCCCUGAGGAAGGCAGAAUCACUGAUACCUAAACCUAUAGCACCGCCGGCACAGCAACCUAGGGGUCAUUGAGCAACCUCCAUAGAUACCGGAACGGAAACAGAAUUUCUUCCUUUUCUAGAGAUAAAGUAGAAACGAGCUGAAAUCACCAAGCGUUAGCCAUGCCGUAUGCUGAAGCUCCUUACGCAGCCACCCGUCUUACCCGAGUUACCGGCACAUAGUUGUUAAUGGCAUUUAUCUAAACUAUAUAAGAAGCAUAGGAAGGAAGAAGCGUCCUGAACUGAGACUUAACAAUAUUUCUACUACUUAGAGUCCAUCGCAUUGCAUGCUGCUGUGCUGUCAGAGAACCCCUGUGCUCCAGGCUCGAGUGCUCUUUGUGUAGCUCCUUAACUCGUGAUUUAUGCAGAAAACAAUCAGAAACUUGAUGCGUGGAAGUCCAAUGACUGUAUGUGUGAAAAUGUUUACACUUUGAGUGGGUUUUUUUCAAACGCCCGAACAGCUCCUGUGUAUAUGUGAUGCCUUAACAUUGCCCAGGGGACGGCGUCCGGCACAGCCCGCCCUGUCCAGGGGUGGAAUAGCGAGUGAAAACUCGGGGUGCAGACAGAAGCUUCACCGCCGGUGCGUGAACUGGAUGGAUGGAAACUACCCAGGUGAUCUGGUGCCCGAGCCAGCAAUAAACCCAUGGACAGGGUGCGAGGCAGCAAAUUCGGGCAAAUUUAUCUCAACUCCUCUAUCACGUCGCGCUGCUGAACACGUUGAUGUAAAUACGAUUUUUCUUAAUGAAUUCCGUGAAUUCUGCGAAUGCCGAUGUCACCGAAAGCAGGCGCGAGGGUGGGAGCGGGUGUGUAUGGGGGUUAGGGGUGCCCCGGUGGGGACGGCUCGCCUGCGGCGCCGUGGAGCGGCACGGUGUGCUUGUGCGUCCUCUCCACGAGUGUAACUCCCGAGUGAGUGGAAUUAGAGGUAGAGAGGGGCAAUGCGGACAAGCUGCGCUCUGCAGGCUGCAGGGCAAUGUAGGGGAUGCAUCCUGCACCCCCUCAGUGCGGUCCCUUGCUGCGGGUCCUGGGGGGACGGGGCUGGUCCUGGUUUUGUGUGGGACCCUUGGAUGUGGGAGGGCAGGGUGGUGCGUGGGCUUGGGAGGGCGAAGCAAGGUGACCGUCACCCCUUGGUCACCCCUGCACUCCUUGGGGGGUGACAGUGGGUGCUAAGAGCCCCCCACAGAUAGGGCACCCACCGUUGGGGUGCUGACAGCCAUCGUCUCGCCGUCCUCCCGAGGUACCCCCACCUGUACAUAGAUCUGAAACUCCCCGUCAGCUUCUCUGCUCUUUUUCAGAGAAGAAACGCUGUUCUUUUAGAAAAUUAGGAAUUUGCUGUUAAUUGCUUGGUUGUUGUUUCUACUACAGGAGUUGAUUUAAAAAAUAAAAUAAAAGAAGGUGAUAGUUUUAUGUGGUAAAAGCCAGAAAAAGUUGUUGGGUAUCUAUAUGGUUUCUCAUGUGCCACAGAUUGCUGUAUGCAAAAGAUUUAUAUGGCUAUUAAAAUCUAGUGAUUUAAGGA
Molecule: messenger RNA, 3073 nt
Organism: Columba livia (rock pigeon)
Lineage: Eukaryota; Metazoa; Chordata; Aves; Columbiformes; Columbidae
Gene: ABHD6
Product: abhydrolase domain containing 6, acylglycerol lipase
Exons: 10
Coding region: 400-1413 (337 amino acids)
Biological process (GO): acylglycerol catabolic process
Cellular component (GO): mitochondrion
Molecular function (GO): monoacylglycerol lipase activity
Source: RefSeq, a predicted model, not a curated record